GCUCAGCCACCGGAGCUCACACUCAGGCUGGCGGGCCAUGGGGCGGCGAGUCCCAGCUCUGAGACAGCUGCUGGUGCUGGCAGUGCUGCUGCUGAAGCCUUCACAGCUGCAGUCCCGAGAGCUGUCAGGGUCGCGCUGCCCUGAGCCCUGCGACUGCGCACCGGAUGGCGCCCUGCGCUGCCCUGGCCCUCGAGCCGGCCUCGCCAGACUAUCUCUCACCUAUCUCCCUGUCAAAGUAAUUCCGUCACAAGCUUUCAGGGGACUUAAUGAGGUUGUAAAAAUUGAAAUCUCUCAGAGUGAUUCCCUGGAAAGGAUAGAAGCUAAUGCCUUUGACAACCUCCUCAAUUUGUCUGAACUACUGAUCCAGAACACCAAAAACCUGCUAUCCAUUGAACCUGGUGCUUUCACAAACCUCCCUCGAUUAAAAUACCUGAGCAUCUGUAACACAGGCAUCCGGACCCUUCCAGAUGUUACGAAGAUCUCCUCCUCUGAAUUUAAUUUCAUUCUGGAAAUCUGUGAUAACUUACACAUAACCACCAUACCCGGGAAUGCUUUCCAAGGGAUGAAUAACGAGUCUGUCACACUCAAACUGUAUGGAAAUGGAUUUGAAGAAGUACAAAGCCAUGCAUUCAAUGGGACGACUCUAAUCUCGCUGGAGCUAAAAGAAAACAUCUACCUGGAGAAGAUGCACAGUGGAGCCUUCCAGGGGGCCACAGGGCCCAGCAUCCUGGAUAUUUCUUCCACCAAAUUGCAGGCCCUGCCGAGCCACGGGCUGGAGUCCAUUCAGACGCUCAUCGCCCUGUCUUCCUACUCACUGAAAACACUGCCCUCCAAAGAAAAAUUCACGAGCCUUCUGGUCGCCACGCUGACCUACCCCAGUCACUGCUGCGCCUUCAGGAAUUUGCCGAAGAAAGAACAGAAUUUUUCAUUUUCCAUUUUUGAAAACUUCUCCAAACAAUGCGAAAGCACAGUUAGAAAAGCAGAUAACGAGACGCUUUAUUCCGCCAUCUUUGAGGAGAAUGAACUCAGUGGCUGGGAUUAUGAUUACGGCUUCUGUUCACCCAAGACACUCCAAUGUGCUCCAGAACCAGAUGCUUUCAACCCCUGUGAAGAUAUUAUGGGCUAUGCCUUCCUUAGGGUCCUGAUUUGGCUGAUUAAUAUACUAGCCAUCUUUGGCAACCUGACAGUCCUCUUUGUUCUCCUGACCAGUCGUUAUAAACUGACAGUGCCCCGCUUCCUCAUGUGUAACCUCUCCUUUGCAGACUUUUGCAUGGGGCUCUACCUGCUGCUCAUUGCCUCCGUGGACUCCCAAACAAAAGGCCAGUACUAUAACCACGCCAUAGACUGGCAGACAGGGAGCGGCUGCAGUGCAGCUGGCUUCUUUACUGUGUUUGCCAGUGAACUCUCUGUCUAUACCCUGACGGUUAUCACCCUGGAAAGGUGGCACACCAUCACCUACGCUGUACAGCUAGACCAAAAGCUAAGACUGAGGCACGCCAUCCCAAUUAUGCUCGGAGGAUGGCUCUUUUCUACUCUGAUCGCCACGAUGCCCCUUGUGGGUAUCAGCAAUUACAUGAAGGUCAGCAUCUGCCUCCCCAUGGAUGUGGAAUCCACUCUGUCCCAAGUCUACAUAUUAUCCAUCUUAAUCCUCAACGUGGUGGCCUUCGUCGUCAUCUGUGCUUGCUACAUUAGGAUCUACUUUGCAGUUCAAAAUCCAGAGCUGACGGCUCCUAACAAGGACACAAAAAUUGCUAAGAAGAUGGCCAUCCUCAUCUUCACAGACUUCACGUGCAUGGCGCCCAUCUCUUUCUUUGCCAUCUCGGCUGCCUUCAAAGUGCCCCUUAUCACUGUCACCAACUCGAAAAUCUUACUGGUCCUUUUUUAUCCUGUCAAUUCUUGUGCCAAUCCAUUUCUGUAUGCGAUCUUCACGAAGGCGUUUCAGAGAGAUUUCCUUCUGCUGCUGAGCCGAUUCGGCUGCUGUAAACGCCGGGCGGAGCUUUACAGAAGGAAGGAAUUUUCUGCAUAUACCUCCAACUGCAAAAAUGGCUUCCCAGGAGCAAGUAAGCCAUCCCAGGCUACCCUGAAGUUGUCCACAGUGCACUGUCAACAGCCCACACCACCGAGAGCGUUAACUCACUAGCAUUACAAAAUUGUGCCUAAAUAUGUUUUUUAAAAAGGUGUUUUAGAAAAAUUUUUAUCCUUAGGCACUUCAGGAGAAUUGUACCUGCUUCAGAGGAUGGCCUAUAACACUUGGUCGCAUAAGUUUCAGGAAGGUUUAGAAAUUUUUAUAAUAAUUUAGGCAGAAUAAUUUUUUGUUGAAUCUAAUACUAAGGAAAUCUAAGUUGUCAUUUUUCACGUCUCUGACAUUUUUCAUUUCAAUCUUGUGAUUUACAUUGUAAUCUCCAAAUAUAUUACUUCAUAGAAGAUUGAAAAUUUAAACUGGUCUUUGUCCUCAGAUGGUUUGAUAAAUAUAUUCAAGAGAUGCCCUGUGCAGUGUGACUGCUAGCCUUGCAUGGUAAAUAGAAGUUUCUUAGCCAUAUUCCACGUGCUUCACACUAGGAGGCACAGAUGCAAACUGUUUACAUCAGUGCAAGGAAUUCUAUUAGACAGCUCUAUUCUAGAGACUUCUAUUUCCCAUUUACACUCUGCUUAACUUUCCAUCUGAAGGCACAUGCUGCAUACUUGUUUGGCUUACAGAUCAUGAGUACCUCAUGGCCAGGAGCCCAUCUCAGCCCAUUUUGUUCCUCGUCUAUCUCAGGAUCUUGGAAAGGCUACACAGCAAGCAUGCCUAGCCAGUUAAACUCCCUAAAUCUACACAGGAAAAUAUUUCUACCACCUUAGCAUAUUGUUUUUGAAGAUUACAUGCUUUCUGUAUUUUGCCCCCCUCCUAGUAUCCCUUCCCAGAGUUCUUCACCCUGUGCCCCCUCCUCUUUGCCUCUGAGAGGGUACCCCUCCCCCAGGAAUAUCCCCUUCCCUGGGACAUCAAGUCUCUGUAAGAUUAGGCACAUCUUCUCCCACUGAGACCAGACAGGGCAGUCCUCUGCUCCAUGUGCUGGGGGCCUCGGACCAGCCCAUGUAUGCUCUUUGGUUGAUGGCUUCAUCUCUGAGAGCUCCCAGGUGCCAGGGUUAGUUGACACUGUUGGUUUUCCUGUGGGGUUGCCAUCCCUUGAGUUCCUUCAGUCCUUCCCCUAACUUUCCCAUGGGGUACUAUUCGCUCACAUUAUUCUGUCCUUUGCAGUUUAUUGGGAAAUACAGCCAGUGUUUGCCAGAAGCACUUGUUCCUACAGUUGACUCCUGAAGGACAAGCAGCCGAUGGGUCUAAUUGCAGAGCUCUCGUUGGCUCCUUUGCCUUUUUGAUGGAAAGUUCAUUACAUAUGCAGCAUCUCAGCGAGUGUAUCACAUAAUCUCACCAACUGAAUCUCAGAAAACCCUACAGUUCAGAUGUCAUCAAUCUUAUAUAAGAAAAAACCCAUCACCGUUUUUGAAAGUACUGAAAACUAGUAAAAGAUUCACUCUCAGAGCUUACUCACAAAGCCUAGCCUCUUUAAUGAUUCUCAGACUGAAAAAAAAAAUUCUUUUCUGAGUUACUUUGGAUUGAAAUACACCAAAAAUAGAUUACACUGAUACUCAAACAAAUAAUUAUUGGAGAGGUAGGUUUUGUUAUUUAAAAGCUUAUAUACAUUCAAAGUUCCUUAAGUUUUUCCAAUAUUUUAUUAUGAACAUUUUCAAAUAUACAGAAAUGUUGAAGAAACUAUGUAGUGAACACCUAUAUAUCACCACUUACAGCAAGCAAUAUUUUAUUAUAUUGACUUUCAUAUAUUACUAUGCAAUUAUCUGUUAUUUAUGUUGAUCAAUAUGUCUUAUAUUUUGAUAUUUUAAAGUAAUUUACAGGUAUAAGUCUUACACAAGAGUAUAGACUGUAUGCGCCCAUGUAUAUGAACUUUAGUACUCAUAUUCACCAAGUAUAAUAUAUAAUAUUUAUUUGCAUUUUAGGUAUAAUUUACAUGAAAAGGAAUGAGCAAAUCUUAGUGUGCCACUUGAGUUUUGAGAACAGCAUGCACCUAUGUGAGCCACACUGUGUCAGGAUUUAGUACAGUUACAGUUAGAGAGCUUCUCAUUGCGCAUGAUGGCUGGUAGUCUCCACAGACUAGAGUUUCCUGUCCUAGGUGGCAUAAGUGCCCACUCCUAAGCUAGCACUGAGAGAACUGUCGAAUCUGUCCUCAGACCUAUUCAUUCUUCUGCUAGUUUCUUCAUGAAGCAAAUGGACUCAGUGACCCUUCCCAAAGCCAUUCCUUUCCACUGCCAUGAUGGCGCCCUUCUCUAAUGGAUUACACGUCUUAAGAGAUCUCUUCUGUGUGAAACAAAGAACAUUGUAGGGCUCUGGUGCCCGGUGCCCUUCACAGCGAUCUCUGGUCGGGCUAGGAGCUCAGGUUCGGGGGAGGGGGAAAGAACUCAGGCAGGGGGAGGGGACUGCUUCUGCUGCCCCCCCCACCGGUACUUUUCCUUUGUGCGGCUGCCACUUGGGUUGCUUGACAGGGCUGAGCCAGCAGGGGACUAACUAGCCGGCCAGGGGUGUCGGGGAGCUUCUGGCAGCGAUUUCGGGAGAGUGGAUCUCUUCCUGAAGCGGUGGUGUUACAGCUCUUAUGACAGAAGCUCUCAGACGAUGGAAUAUUCCCUGCGCACCUUUAAUUCUGAACAUAAUAGUUAAAUAGGUUUUUGGAUGGGUCAGUGUCUGACAGCAGGUACUUCCUAUUGGUUUGGCCUGAGAGCUUAGGAAGACCUCAUCUACAUAUUCAGGGCGUGGGCCUGUCUCUAUGACUGAUCUGUCUUCAGCCUAUGUGACCUGUGGUCACAUCCUCACCUGUGGAGGAGGGGCUUGGAGCACUGCUUUAUGUGACUAGUCUGUCUCAAAUCUCUCUACAUGGGUUUGUGGGGGGCUACAGCUAGCGACACCCUGAUCUGAGAGGCUGGGAAUGUGCCUGCCAUCAGGGGUCCCCCAGGGAUUCAACCUGUCUCGACCAGGAAUCAGGGUACCUUUCACUGCCUGUCACCCCACAGAAUAUGAUAAAUGUAUAACCUACCACAGACUCUCUACAGACUUCUUUAGCCUGCACAUCUUUGUGCUGCAUGUGUACUACAUGCAUGAUGCCUGGUGCCCACAGAUGCCCUGGAAUUGGAAAGUUGUGAGCACUGUGUGAGAGUGCUAGAAAUCAAACCGUGCUCCUUCGGGAGAGUAAUUGGUGCUCUUAACCACGGAGCGAUUUCCGCAUCUCCUUUAGACUUCUUGAGCAUUUUUCUAUACCACUUUUUCCCUUUUCUAGAAAAGAAAUAGGGAUAUUAGUUAGCAAUACAAACCCAUUCUUAUUUCACCUAUGUUAGGAAGAUAAACUAUUUUCUUUUAACACAUCUGUUUUUCAACCUGCUUCAUUUUUAUAACUGAAAUAUAAAACUGCCUUUGUUAAGAAGUAUUUCAUGUUCAAAAUAUCUAGAAUGUGUGUUACUAUUCUGUAUAAUCUCUAAUGGCUAAAUCAUAAACGCUCAAUAAAUCCAAAUCUCUUUCUUGUAUUUUCUCACCAUGUUAGAUAUUAUUGUAAGUCAACUGCAAAAUGCCUUAAAAAGAUUAAUCAACCUGGAAUAAAUCAUCUAAACUUAU
Messenger RNA from Rattus rattus (black rat), 5653 nucleotides. It is a transcript of the gene Lhcgr, whose product is annotated as luteinizing hormone/choriogonadotropin receptor. The coding region runs from base 38 to 2140 and encodes 700 amino acids. The record is from RefSeq and is a predicted model, not a curated record. Gene Ontology annotation, cellular component: membrane. Gene Ontology annotation, biological process: luteinizing hormone signaling pathway; ovarian follicle development; phospholipase C-activating G protein-coupled receptor signaling pathway. Gene Ontology annotation, molecular function: luteinizing hormone receptor activity. The transcript is spliced from 11 exons. Lineage: Eukaryota; Metazoa; Chordata; Mammalia; Rodentia; Muridae.